AGACUAUUUUUUUUCCAGUGCUUUCUGACUAGCUAAGCUAAUUAACAAUGGCCUUCUGUAGAUUAUCUUUAAAUCUUCUUCAUCUUCUACUUGUUUUUCCUCUUCUUUUCUUGAUUAUUUUGGGUAGGGUGAUAUGUGAGUUUACCGAAGAUAUUGCAGCUCAGCAAGAGGCGGAUCGAGUUGUUAGAUUGCCUGGCCAGCCGGAAGUGAGCUUUAAACAAUAUGCUGGCUAUGUUACUGUCAAUGUAUCUCAUGGAAGAGCACUGUUUUAUUGGUUCUUUGAAGCCACAGAAAAACCUCAAGAAAAGCCUCUUCUUCUUUGGCUCAAUGGAGGCCCAGGAUGCUCUUCAGUUGGAUAUGGAGAAGCAGAAGAGUUAGGACCUUUCUUCCCUCGAAAACGUCAACCAAAGCUGAAGCUCAACCCUAACUCAUGGAACAAAGCUGCUAAUCUAUUGUUUGUGGAGUCUCCUGUUGGAGUUGGAUUCUCCUACACCAAUACCAGUAGUGACAUCGGUCAACUGGGAGACAAAAUUACAGCCCAAGAUUCAUUCACAUUUCUGGUGAACUGGUUUCAAAGAUUUCCACAGUUCAAGUCCUAUGACUUUUACAUUGCAGGAGAAAGCUAUGCAGGGCACUACGUUCCACAGCUUGCGGAAGUCAUUUAUGAUAGUAAUAAGAAAGCUUCCAACAAGCAUUACAUCAAUUUUAAGGGUUUUGUGAUUGGGAAUGCAUUAUUAGAUGAUGAGACAGAUCAAACAGGGAUGAUAGAUUAUGCAUGGGAUCAUGCUGUAAUAUCAGAUAGAGUGUACCGUGAAGUUAAGAGCAAAUGCAACUUCAACCAGAAACAUCUAGCCAGGGACUGCAACAAUGCCCUCAAUGAUUACUUUGCUGUGUACAAGAUCAUUGACAUGUACAGCUUGUACGCUCCAAAAUGUGUCAAAAGCAACUUCAGUAUUGACAGACAACUCCCUGUUAUCCAAGGCAUUGCUCCUCAAAUUUUUUCCAAAAUUGAAGGUUGGCACAAAAAACCUGCAGGCUAUGAUCCUUGUGCAUCAGACUAUACUGAGAUUUAUUUGAAUAGGCCUGAUGUUCAAGAAGCUCUACAUGCUAAUUUAACAAAAAUUCCAUAUCCAUGGACGCACUGCAGUGAUAAUAUAACCUUUUGGGAUGACUCUCCAGCAUCAAUUCUUCCCAUAUUAAAAAAGCUAAUAGCUGGAGGCAUUCGCAUAUGGGUCUACAGUGGAGAUACAGAUGGAAGAAUUCCAGUAACUGCAACCAGAUACACAUUAAACAAACUUGGGUUAAAAACUAUUGAAGAAUGGUCUCCUUGGUACUUCAAGAAACAGGUUGGUGGAUGGACAAUUGUGUAUGAUGGACUUGUGUUUGUAACAAUUAGAGGGGCUGGUCACCAAGUUCCAACUUUUAAACCCAGGCAGUCUCUUCAGCUUAUCAAAUACUUCCUGUCCAAUGAGAAACUGCCAUCUAAACCAUUUUGAUAUUUGUUUAUUCUUUUUAUUAGCUAUUUUUUUGUGUGUGUUUUAUUAUUAUUAUUAUUGUAAAAGAGGGUAAAGGAGAUUCAAAGAAGCAAUUAUCACCAAGCUAAGCUUGCUGAUGCAUUUGUGAUUGUUAAAUUCUUUUUAUUCAAAUAAAAAAAUUUUGU
Molecule: messenger RNA, 1660 nt
Organism: Hevea brasiliensis (rubber tree)
Lineage: Eukaryota; Viridiplantae; Streptophyta; Magnoliopsida; Malpighiales; Euphorbiaceae
Product: serine carboxypeptidase-like 34
Exons: 10
Coding region: 48-1496 (482 amino acids)
Biological process (GO): proteolysis
Cellular component (GO): vacuole
Molecular function (GO): serine-type carboxypeptidase activity
Source: RefSeq, a predicted model, not a curated record